Messenger RNA from Eimeria tenella, 867 nucleotides. RefSeq lists its product as uncharacterized. The record is from RefSeq and is a predicted model, not a curated record. The coding region runs from base 1 to 867 and encodes 288 amino acids. Gene Ontology annotation, cellular component: myosin II complex; cytoplasm. Gene Ontology annotation, molecular function: calcium ion binding; myosin heavy chain binding; cytoskeletal motor regulator activity. Gene Ontology annotation, biological process: mitotic cytokinesis; actomyosin structure organization. The transcript has 3 exons. NCBI's taxonomy places the organism in Eukaryota, Apicomplexa, Conoidasida, Eucoccidiorida, Eimeriidae.
AUGGCGAGGCCUCCAACGCUGCUGCUCGCCCAGCAGCUGCAAGACCCCCGCCCCACGCUGCUCCGUUCCCUGGGCUCAGAGUCGCAGCAGCAGCAGCACCAGCUGCUGCUGCAGCAGCAGCAGAAGGAACCGGGGAUUCGGUCAUCAGCAGCAGCACCAGCAGCAGCAGCAGCAAACGCAGAUUUCAAAUGGCACCAGCAGCAGCUGCACGUCCAGCAGCAGCCCUACUUGCCGUAUGUGAUCUCAGAGCAGCAGCAGCAGCAGCAGCAGCAGCGCAGCAGCCUCAAGCACCAAGCACCAUCCCUGCAGCAGCAGCAGCCGCCGCAGCACCCAACAGCAGCAGCUGCAGCAGCAGCAGCAGCAGCAGCAGCAGCAACUGCGUUUUCUCCUGCGGAGCAACAGAUCCUUAAGGAAGCUUUUGCUGUUUUCGACAGAGACGGAGAUGGUUUGCUGCAGCCCAAAGAGUUCAGAGCUGCAUGCACCGCCCUAGGUGUACAGACACCUGAACCUACGGCCGAGAGAAUGCUGCAGCUGCUGAGUGCUUCCCCCGGAAUAUCUUUCAGCAGCUUCUGCUCUUUUGCUGCUGGCCUUUUGCCGCAGCAGCAGCAGCAGCAGCUCAGCGACCCGCAGCAGCUCUUUGCUCUUUUUGAUGCUGACAAUAAAGGGUACAUAACUCUAGAAGACCUUAUUGCUGCUGCUGAGUGCUGCGGCUCUCCUUUUACUCCGGAGCAGCUGCAGCUGAUGCUGCGCCACUUAGCAGCAGGCAGCAGCAGCAGCAGCAGCAGCAGCGGUGGUGGCGAGCGGGUGUAUCUGCAACAGUUUAAAAAGCUGUUUGCAGAUAAGCAAAUGCUGGCCAGGAGGAAGUAG